Molecule: messenger RNA, 3268 nt
Organism: Amphibalanus amphitrite
Lineage: Eukaryota; Metazoa; Arthropoda; Thecostraca; Balanomorpha; Balanidae
Product: zinc finger protein 316-like
Exons: 5
Coding region: 321-1280 (319 amino acids)
Cellular component (GO): nucleus
Source: RefSeq, a predicted model, not a curated record
UUAAGCUCUUGAUCUGUGACAGAUCUGACGCUCUUUUGACAUAUGUGAAACAAAAGUAUUUUAUCCCUGCCAAUAUAGAUCAAGAUAUGUUACAUUUAUCAAUUAAACUGUUUUACUAUAUAUAAUGGCAAUGAAACUGGACGGUAGUACAUUGAAGAAAAUAGGGUUUCUAACGACGGUUUUGCUGUCAUGCCAUUUUCUUCCAAUGAUUCUCAAUAAGCAGGACAGAAAUGCAAGAGCAAAGGCAAGAGGGGUAUCAGCAUAGUUAGAUAUUGCAAAUUUUAUUUUUUUAGAGGUAGGCAGCUGACGGUCGGGCCACGAUGGGAGCCUUCCCGUGCCCGCUGUGUGGCCGCAGCUUCGCCUCCAAACACUACCUGAAUCAGCACGUGCUGGCUCACUCAGGAGAGGGCGGCCGGUUCCGCUGCCAGCAGUGUGACAAGUCGUACCUCAUCGUCUCCCACCUGGCUGACCACAUGAGCUCGCACUCGACCACCUACGACCACCUGUGUGACGUGUGCGGACGCCGCUUCAAGCACAGGAAGCAGCUGAGAGUGCACGCCGUCCUGCACAAGGGCAUAAAGCCGUACCGUUGCGACCAGUGCAGCUACUCGGCCUCAUUCCUCUCCGGUCUGGCUCGUCACAAGAAAACUCACGCGGCGCCCGAUCAGCGACCUCACCCGUGCCCCGAGUGUCCGCUGCGCUUCCUCACGCGUCAGAACCUGCAGAGCCACCGGCGGCGGCGGCACCGGCGGCACUCUGCCACCCUGCUCCUGGCGCUCGCGGCCCCCGCCCCCGCCCCCGCCCCGGCCCCCGCCGGGGAGACGAGGACGGAGGACGGUCCUCCGGCGGGGGAGGACAGUGAGAUUGAGGACGAUCCUGUGAGGUCCCCGACGGAUGGAGACGCGGACAGUGCUGAGCUGGAGACGGACAGUCAAUCGACAGACACGACCGACCAGCACAGCUCGUCUGGUUUCGACCUAUCGCUCCCUCCCGGCCUGGCGCGUCACGACGCCUUCCUGGAAGAUGACGACACCACGAGCGGCUGCCGUCUGCUCGACAACGUCACUCUGACCUCGGCGGCCGGCCGCGAGGACGCCGACGCCGGCGGACAGCUGCUGGCGGCGCGACCCGACUCGCCCCCGGCCGGCGCGCCGUCCCUGGCAGACCAGCUGUUCGCUGAGGCGGCGGCGGGGGUACUGGACAGUACGGAUCCCGGAGCGAUGGUUCUGGACGAACGAGUGCCCAUGGUAGGUGUGGAAAUGGAGCUUAAUGAUCAGUAGUGGGGAGCCGGGGGGAGCUGGGAGGGGUCGGUAGGAUGGUGGUUCAUUGUAGAGGGGUUGUGAUUUGCUUGUGUACCAGUCCCGAUCUUUAGCUAUGGUGUGUUUUAGGGAUGAAGCGCUGUAGUGCAGCUGAUGUUUGCUGUUUUGAUGUAAUUUGAGUUCUUUACGAUAGUCAAUAUGACAUGCAGCUGCUAUUGAAUCUACAAGGUGGCGUUGUUUUAUUGCCACAAUUCACUGCAGGCUGCUUCCUUUAGCUGAUCCACGGUUUUAUUGCUAGGGUUGUACUUUUAGUGCCAUCGACUCCAUAGCUAAACCAUGUUCAGAUACCGGCUGAUGGAUUGUUAAUAUUGUCUUGCAAGACUAUAGGUAUCGUGCCAUAUUAGUCGGCUACUUUUAGUCGUAUUUAUUGGGCAGCUGGGCCAUUGAGCCAGCUGCUAAUAUUGUCGUACGACGAGCGAUGUGGCGUCAGCGCGACCUGCAGUUCUGGUCUGCGUGAUUUUCAGCGAGUAGAGUCUUCUAUCGAGCAGCUUACCUGUGACAUACCCAUAUGGUACCCCUUCUCGGGCGCAGAUACUGCUCGCUGCUUUAUCUACAAACUGCCACUUUUAACUGUGCCAUACCUAUUGCGCAUGACUAUUUGAUUGCUGAAGGGUCAGGUUUUGUGUCCCUUAGGUCCUUAGUACUUUAUCUGACUGGAUUUUGGUGGGCGUUUGCCGAGGAUGGCUGCAAUAUUUUAACACGCGCAGUGGAAGGGGGGGGGGCGGAUUUCGCCCACCCCUCCUGUUUUUCGCCAAUAACUCGCGCCACAAGCAUAAUAUCAAUGUGAAAUUUCGGCUACCUGUCCAGAAUUGAAUUGCGGAUCUUCUCGUGCAAGAAGCAAGAAAAUCGGUUCACAACUUUUCUAGUAAUAGCAGUGUAAAGUCAAAUAUCCUGCCGCCGCGGCGGCGCGGCGGCCGGCGCUAGCCGUUACGCGCCGCCUGAAUUGUAGACUGUGCCGGGGCGGGACGGUUCCGUCUUUACAUCGCGCUCCUUACCGCUGAUUAUAUUUGAUUCGCGUCAAAUUCGGUGAGAAGACUGAGAAAUGUACAGGCAAUCAUAUGGUCAAAGAAUUUUGAAAAUCGGCCGGUAACAACUCGAGUUAUGAGUGUGUAAACACAAAAUUGUGAUUGCCGCGUUUCCCGCGUCGGCCGAUGCCGCUUCAGCCGGCGACAUCUUACCCUUAGCAGGCUUCUAACUGCCAUAUUUAUUGUUGGAUUAUCUAUAAAUUCACCAUACAUACUCACAAAUGUUUGUUCUUUCGUAAAGUGAAAGAUUUAAAAAAAUCGGCCGGUAAUUUUUUGAGUUAUCGGCGCGUAAACGCAAAAAAGUCGCUAAUAUGGCAGAUUUGACCACAUUUGACCUCAUUUGACCUUGAAGAUAUUGACCUAGGGUCAUGAAAUUCACACACAACAGAGUUCCCCAUGGCCCCCACCUACCCUCCAAAUUUCGUCUUUCUAGCUCCAGUGGGAGCUGAGAUCUUAGGGGGGGGGGGCGACAUCCGCCCCCCCCCUUCCACUGGGCGUAGUACUCGCAACCCUUCCACUGCGCGUGUUAACUCAUUUAUAACAUUUUAGUAGACUGCCUUGUGUUUGCGUAUGUCCAUGACAGCUGUACAGUUUGUUGAGAUCAACAACAAUCUGUGUUGUACCAAAUAAUGCAGCUAAAAACUGGGCCGGGGGCGUUUACGAUUUCGAGAGGGAUACUACGAUAGGAACAUUGUCUUCCUGUGGGUCGAGAUGGCACGAAGUGUUAUACUAGAAUCGGAGGUAGCCUCAAGUCCAGUGUUCCAUCAAACCACCGUUUGAAUUGAGGUCCCCUGAACAAAGGUUUGAUUUUCGUCAUCAUCGUUAUGCCAAAUGUCAAAAAUUUGAACUGAUUGCUGAAUAUAAAUAUAUUUACAAACAGUUGUGCAACAUAGAGUGUGUAAUAUAACAAUGACCGACUUCAAA